Anguilla anguilla (European eel) is the source of this 3420-nucleotide messenger RNA. It is a transcript of the gene pde4a, whose product is annotated as phosphodiesterase 4A, cAMP-specific. Gene Ontology annotation, cellular component: nucleus; perinuclear region of cytoplasm; cytosol. Lineage: Eukaryota; Metazoa; Chordata; Actinopteri; Anguilliformes; Anguillidae. The transcript has 15 exons. Gene Ontology annotation, molecular function: 3',5'-cyclic-AMP phosphodiesterase activity. The record is from RefSeq and is a predicted model, not a curated record. The coding region runs from base 1141 to 3339 and encodes 732 amino acids. Gene Ontology annotation, biological process: signal transduction.
GAGAGAGAGAGAGAGAGAGAGGGAGGGAGAGCGCGAGAGACAGACAGACAGCGAGUGAGGGGAGAGAGAGAGGAAGAGAAGAUCACGUCGUGAGUAGCGAGAUAUGGUAAGGAAGACGUAAUGGUAAAUAGCAAAUAUCACAAAACUGCUGCGGACAAGCUGGAGGAAAAGAAGAAAAGAAGUCUGACCGAUAAAAUGAAGAGCGCGCAAGAGAGAUCUCGACACUUGGGCACUGGUUACUAGUAAUGUAUUUUGAUCGAAACAUUGGAAAGAGCGAAGACAACUGUCGCAGCUUUUCGGAUACAGCCAUAACCACAAUUCUCACUAUGGAUACUAUGAAUGUUAUCAUGUGAAGCAGGUUUUAUGAAAUGGCAUAUUUUUAAAGUUAAAUCCUUCUUAGCCUAUACAUAUUCUUAACUGUGCCCAAUCGAUUCAUUUUUUUUUUUUUUUUGUAAUUAAUGGAUGGGCUCGCUCGGUCGAGGCUCCAGUUGAACGAGCCCCGCUAACAUUCGGUGACUACCGGAGAGUGGUUACGGGAGAGUUCUGACUAACAGGUGACGCUGGCAGCAGCAAUACCAGCCCCAGCGGUAUGUAUAGGCUACUUCGGCAAUAAGCGACUGGUAAAAGCAAUAAACUCCGCCAUAUACGAGUGAACUAUUCAGCCAUGAAUGAUGCGGCAAGUAACUUCAGGGGAGGCAUCGCGGGCGACUGUCUCCCGGCAUCUGCCGCGCGGAUAUUUAAUUUACUUUUUUAAUGCUGAAUAUCAGCACACUAACUAUAGGGCCCUUCUGAACUUCAGUUAUUCUUGGAUUGGGGUUUGACGUAAUAACAGUAAUUUUAGAACUAAUUUUUAUUAUUAUUAUUAUUAUUAUUAUUUUUCUUCAGAAAAGAUAAUCGCUAUUUGCACAUGCACUGUGAUGUGUCCCUUAUGUUUAUAAUUCUUUUUUUUUUUUGCGUGCGUGCAUUUGAAAUGGUCUCGCGCAACAUUAUCGUUGGCUGAAAUGAGACCAUGAUAAAAAAUAGACAUUUGUUUUUACUGAAACAGUAUACAGCCAAAGCACAACUUUAACAUCCUUACUAAUUUAGGCUACUUUAUGCAAGGCCAUUUCCUUGUUGUAAGUCGUCUUUAGACUAUUUCCAAUGAUGGAGACACCACCUUGCUCCAAGAAGAGCUUGUCUCUCUCGCUGCCCGUUCCCCGAGAAGGACAUGCGACCCUCAGGCCCCCGCAGCACCUUUGGAGGCAGCCGCGGACCCCCAUCAGAAUUAAACACCGCGGAUAUUCGGACACUGACCGGCAUCACCAUCACCAUCGGCAGAUCGAGCGCUCCAACGCCGUGGACACGAGCGACCGACCAGGACUGAAAAAGUCUCGCAUGUCUUGGCCCGCUUCCUUCCAAGGAACGAGCAGCACGUGCGGCGGUAACUGUGCGUCAAACAAACGGUCUGAUGUGGAGAACGGCUCGUCUCUGGCCGCUCCAGAUCAGCAGCCCAGUCCCGGGGCGAUGCUGCACCCCUCCUUCCCCCAAAGCCAGCGCCGCGAGUCCUUCCUGUACCGCUCCGACUCGGACUACGACAUGUCCCCCAAGACCGCGUCCCGCAACUCGUCCGUCAGCAGCGAUGCGCACCCUGAGGAUCUCAUUGUGACCCCGUUUGCUCAGGUGUUGGCCAGUCUGCGCACUGUAAGAAGUAACUUCACCAUCCUCGUCAACGUCACCACGCCCGCCGACAAGAGGUCGCCACUGGGAGGUCAACCUACAGUGCCCAAAGCAACACUUUCAGAGGACACGUAUGAGCAGCUGGCUCGGGAGACCCUGGAGGAGCUGGACUGGUGCCUGGAGCAGCUGGGGACCAUCCAGCCCCACCGCUCUGUCAGCGACAUGGCCUCCACCAAGUUUAAGAGGAUGUUAAAUCGGGAGCUCUCUCACCUGUCUGAGAUGAGUCGCUCUGGAAACCAGGUGUCAGAGUACAUCUCCAGCACCUUCCUCGAUAAGCAGAACGAGGUGGAGAUCCCCUCCCCUACGCAGAGAGAGCGGGAGAAGCCCACGAGUCACAUCAGCAGCGUGAGGAAGCUCACCUGCCCCAGCCUCACCCACAGCUCCAGCCUCACCUGCCCCACCUGCCCCAGCCUCACCUGCUCCUCUGUCCCACGCUUCGGAGUGCCCACGGACCAGGAGGAGGAGCUGGGCAGGGAACUGGACGACUUGAACAAAUGGGGCCUUAAUAUCUUCCACAUCGCGGAGUUCUCAAACAACAGACCGCUCAGCUGCAUCAUGUUCGCCAUAUUCCAGGAGAGGGAUUUGUUGAAGACAUUCCAGAUUCCGGUGGAUGCUUUCAUGACAUUUGUGAUGACCCUGGAGGAUCAUUACCAUAGCAACGUGGCCUACCACAACAGUCUGCAUGCUGCUGAUGUCACACAGUCCACACACGUGCUUCUGUCCACUCCAGCCCUUAACGAUGUCUUCUCUGAGCUGGAGAUUCUAGCUGCUCUGUUUGCUGCAGCUGUUCAUGAUGUGGAUCACCCAGGAGUUUCUAACCAGUUCCUCAUUAAUACCAACUCAGAGCUGGCGCUGAUGUACAACGACGAGUCGGUCCUGGAGAACCACCACCUGGCCAUCGGGUUCAAGCUCCUGCAGCAGGAGAACUGCGACAUCUUCAAGAACCUCAGCAAGAGACAGAGACAGAGCCUGCGCAGAAUGGUCAUCGACAUGGUGUUGGCCACCGAUAUGUCCAAACACAUGAGCCUGCUGGCUGACCUGAAGACGAUGGUGGAGACGAAGAAAGUGACCAGUUCGGGAGUGCUGCUGCUCGACCACCACACUGACCGAAUACAGGUGCUGAGGAACAUGGUGCACUGUGCGGACCUGAGUAACCCCACCAAGCCGCUGGCCGUGUACCGGCAGUGGACUGAGCGCAUCAUGCAGGAGUUCUUCCGGCAGGGCGACCGAGAGAGAGAGAGAGGCAUGGAGAUCAGCCCCAUGUGCGACAAGCACACCGCGUCUGUGGAGAAGAGCCAGGUGGGCUUCAUUGACUACAUCGUUCACCCCCUGUGGGAGACGUGGGGAGACCUGGUGCACCCCGACGCUCAGGACAUCCUGGAGACGCUGGAGGAGAACCGGGACUGGUACCAGAAUGCCGUCCCCCAGAGCCCCUCCCCCAGCCCCUCCCCCUUGCACAGCUUCCAUUUCCAGCUCACCCUGGAGGACGAGGGGGAGGGGGAGGGGGAGGGGCAGCUCCGCCUCGCUGGGGACGGGACGGGUCCCGCCGUCAGGGAGAACAGACACUCCGAUGCAAGUCCUGAGGAAGAGGAGGAGUCUUCCUCACCUGCUGAGUACACGUGAGGAAGGGCCCCCACACUUCAUCCCUGUAGGGGGGCGCGCGUUUGCGUGCCUGUGUACCCCACUGGGGGUGAAGGGCAGUUG